AUUACGUUUGGCUAGCGGCCUAGGCUAUACUCUCCUCGCAAAGCUUAGAUUAGUUAGAAAUAGAAAAUGGCGUUGCUUUCACUUUUGCUUCCCAUAUUUUUGUUCUUGUAGAGUUCGAGGAAAAAUGCUUAGCUGGACGACUCAUGCAACUCCAGGCACAACAACCUAACAUUUCUGCCCCAAUUUCAAAGUGGAACCCCAGUCUGUUAUUAUGGUCGUUCUUUACGUACGGCAAGUGGCAUCUAGGCUAUAAACAUCUGGCCUCCAAAUACUUCUUGUGUACCAUAUGACCUACAAUUUCCGAAACCACCCAUGUUACAACUCUCCAUACACAGCUGACCAAAGUCUAAGCAUGGUCUUCGCGUUACCAACUAUUUAUUUUUAAAAGAAGUGGUUCUGGUAAUGUUUGCACGUAGUUGAACAAGUUGAUGUAAGGGUUGUUAUUGUUAACAAUGUCAGCAAUAAAGGGAACCAAUCACAAGAAGGAAAAAUACCUUCAAGAGAUCAAUCAAGAGAUUCAGGCAGCAUAUGAAUUUUGUCUCAAAAGCGGAUAUUCAAAUGAAGAAAUCCGAAAAGCUGCAAAGCCCAUUUUGGAACCACUUCGUAGAGAAAAGUUUAAGAAACGCAUUGUUUCCCUUAUUAAAAUUGCCUUUGUUUUAACUGUCAUUUAUACCUUGCUUUCUGUUGACCCAGUUUAUCGAAGACUCUGCAUGUAUGGUCGAUUGUUUUUGUUUCAGCUUCUUCCAUUUUGGGACUGGACAAAAAUUUAUUAUUCAUCUUGCCUUGUUGAUAAUCCUUUAUUUUCAAUAAAUAGGAUUACAGAGAGUGACUGUCAGGUAUGUAAAGAUGUACUAGAAAUCAAGAGAUUUAAUCAAACAUCACAGGAUGAAAUGACUGAGCAUUUUUUGAAAAAUAAUAUACCAUUAAUUGUAAUGGAAGCAACCAAUAACUGGCCAAUCAUGGAGGAAUCAUUUAGCAUUGCUAACUUAAGUGAGGGUUACCUGGAUGAUUCUCGACUGAAUAGUUUGGGUGGCUGUGUGUUUGAAACAAAUUUGAGGUUUCGUGCACCACAAACAUUUUUACACAAUUUAAAGACAUACCCUGAGAUGGAUCAGUGGUAUGUUCACUGUUCUCACCCAUCCUGAAAAACCACAUAUGUACCUAUCUAACAGCUGCUGAAAACGAUGCAUGAAACAGCUAGGAAUAAUAUACUUAUACUAUAUAAGAUACUUCCCAUAAUACACCAAUGAACAGUACUUUUCUCAGCCACGUACUUGUGUUACUUUGUCUUAACCCUCUCACUACAGGUAGAUGUGGCUGGAAGCACUUCUGUAAUGUGGUUAGCUCAGGUCCAUGGAUAUAAUCACAUUAGACUAAGGCCCAGAAAGCCAUGUAACAACCUUUGUGGAAAUCUAGAACAUGUUCUUGAAGAAGGAGAUAUUUGUAAUUAUUCCACUGGUGGAAAGCAGAUGUCGAAUGUUUACAUGAACGUAAACUUAGUGGCAGUGUGACAAAGAGCUUCAGUAACAAAGAUAUUUGGUACACUGAAGCAUGCUUUGACAAAAAAAAGAGACAAUU
This is a messenger RNA of Limulus polyphemus (Atlantic horseshoe crab), 1578 nucleotides long. RefSeq lists its product as uncharacterized. NCBI's taxonomy places the organism in Eukaryota, Metazoa, Arthropoda, Merostomata, Xiphosura, Limulidae. The coding region runs from base 453 to 1145 and encodes 230 amino acids. The transcript is spliced from 7 exons. The record is from RefSeq and is a predicted model, not a curated record.